GGUUUACUGUCAAUCCUGCGUAAACUGAAAAGCGCCCCAGACCAGGAGGUGAGAAUCCUCCUCUUGGGACUGGAUAAUGCAGGCAAGACCACACUCCUGAAACAGCUGGCAUCUGAGGACAUCAGCCAUAUCACGCCGACACAGGGUUUUAACAUCAAAAGUGUACAGUCUCAAGGCUUCAAGCUAAAUGUAUGGGACAUAGGCGGACAGAGGAAGAUCAGGCCAUACUGGAGGAACUAUUUUGAAAACACUGAUAUCCUUAUCUAUGUCAUUGACAGUGCAGAUCGGAAAGAAACGGGUCAGGAGCUGGCUGAGCUUUUGGACGAAGAAAAGCUUAGUGGAGUCCCCGUGCUCAUAUUCGCUAACAAGCAGGAUUUGCUGACGGCUGCCCCUGCUUCGGAGAUUGCCGAGGGACUGAACCUGCACACAAUCCGGGACAGAGUCUGGCAGAUCCAGUCUUGUUCAGCUCUUUCAGGAGAGGGAGUACAGGACGGCAUGAAUUGGGUGUGCAAAAAUGUCAAUGCUAAGAAGAAAUAAAGCGUUCUGAGCUGCAUGGAAAUGGAGGAGCGAUGGGAGCAGAAUUCUAGCCUGAAAACACUAAUUUGCUGCUUUCUGACCAAAUGUUUUUCCAUCUGUGCACAGCUACAGCUGUUAAAAGAAAAAAAAAAAAA
This is a messenger RNA of Leptosomus discolor (cuckoo roller), 671 nucleotides long. Lineage: Eukaryota; Metazoa; Chordata; Aves; Leptosomiformes; Leptosomidae. The record is from RefSeq and is a predicted model, not a curated record.